GACGCGAGAUCCUACGCAACGAUGAUGUCAUGCCUCUGCGGCGCAUGCGUCAACAGCUGGAGAGCGAAAUUCAGGAAGUGUUUCUGAUAUCACGAAUCCAAAAAACUUUCCCUGUAAUUAACAGUCUGUGGUACCGUAAUCAAAAUCUGAAAUGGAUUCUAAGAACAACCCACCGACCUACGACAAGAUAUACCCGGGAAUGAGCCCCACAGAACCAUUGUAUGAUGCUCCAACUGAAACACAGCCGUUGUAUGACAAUACAGCAUCACCUACAAGUGGUAGCGGAGACGAUACGUUAUAUACGGAUCCCGAGUUAGUACAUGAUGAGGAAGAGAAGGAAGCACUUCGUAUUGAACUUAAUAAGACUGAAGAAGAAAUAUCGACUUUGAAGCAGGUGUUGCAUGCCAAAGAAAAUAGAGUUGGUGAAAUAAAAAGAAAGCUGGGACUCACACCCAUGAACCAAUUUUCAAAAAGUGUUAAACAGUCAUGGACCAGCGUCCAACAGUCAUCAGCCUAUCAGACUACCAGCUCGCGAUUAAAAGAAUGGAAUGAGAAAGUUACCCAGUCGUCAGCUUACACCAAGACUAAAACUGGAUUAACUAGUGCUUCACAAAAGACUGGUGCUGCUUUCUCUUCAUUUGGCAGCGCUGUUAGUAAGAAGAUGGGUGAGAUCAGAGGUUCAAAUGCCUUUAAAUCAAUGGAAGAAAAAACCUCUAGUUUUGCCAGUACUGUCAAGACUGUAGUGACUGGACAACCAAGUCCUACAAACCAGGAGGGUUCCAGUUUUGAAGAUGCUCUUAACAGCACUGCAGAAGAACAACACAAACAACAUGAUGAAGCUGAUCUAGUUAGUCCAGGAACUAAUACUUUGUCAGCAGAGGACAAAAUUCCCUUAUGAACUAUUAAGCUUAAUUGAUUGACUGAACACACUUGAAUCUGCUAUGUAGGGUGUUUUAUUUUCAGAAUGGGUUUUUAAAUUCUGGUCAUUGUCUUCUGUUCUCUUGCUGUUGUAAUUGCAUAAAAUUAUAUCCAACCACAAUUAUUUAAGUGCAAUGUAUACAUUACUAUGUACGUUACAUUAUUUUGUAGAUCUGAGAUACAUGUUUCAAAAAUGUCUGAUCCACAUUUCCUUUAGGUAAUAUUUCAUAAAACUUGCAUUUAAGACAGAACACAUGGCUUUGAAUAUUUAAUUUGUUAUUGUCUUACUUCAACACUUUACAAAUCUCCUUAUUUUAUUGUGCAUAUCGCUGAAAACAUUGGUCAAUUAUUUUGAAAUGACUCAAAUUUACAUCGAGAAUUGCAGGCAGAAUUGUGCUCAAAGGUUAAGUUUGACAUUAUCAUGGUAACAAAAGUUAAAAUUUUGGGCUUGACAUGUGCUGAAAAAAAGAUUGGUUCGUUGUUGAUUCAUCUAUCAAGCAAGCUUCAUCACUUUGUGUUAUUGUGUAUUAAAUUCCAUAUGAGAACUCUCCUAUUUAUUACUUGUAUCUGUAGACUACAGGAAUUUUAGUUAUUGAAGUUAGUUUUCUAAAUGUACGAAUUAUUCAUCAAGCCAUUGUGUAUAUAGUUAUUAAUUCCUUUGAUUAAUCCGUAUCUAUCUUCUUUCCAACAUGCAAUUUAGUUCCUAUAUGUAUAUUCAUCUGUUUUCACACAAGCAUGGUCAUAUAAUAGGUACAUUCACCAAGGCAAGUUGAUAUACUCUUCAAUCAGUUUCAUUUUCGUCUUUUACAAAGUGAUGUUGAUUUUGUGCUUUGGCACAUGUACUUACACAUGUCCAAUAAUAACUUAGUUUUGCUGGAGAAUGAACAGGAUAUAUGUAUGAUAUAUGGUGUGUACCAUCUCUCAGGCAUGUAGAUUGCCGUAUUUCGCAGGUGUGGAUCUUAAGUCCGUCUGUAGCAUCAUAACUAGGACUAAACGUUCACUACUUGGUCACUAUUCAAACUCCACAGCAGUCAAGGCAUAUUAUUUGCAAAUGUAAUGUGGUUGCCUGAGAACAAUUAUUCCCAAUCAAUUUACAAAUUGCUAGAAUGAAACUUAGUGAGGAUAAAUUGCAUUAUUAAAUUUUUGGAUGAUAUGGUUAAUCUCAAUAAAUUGAGUUGUUUAUGUCAACUAUGAUUAUCUGCUUAUUGUUCCAUAAAACAGUGAUGAUUUGAUCAGACAACCUAAUUACAUUUUUAUCAUGACUGUGAAUUGUUUGUAUCUCUACCAUAUAUGGCCGAUCCUUUGUACCUUUCCAUUCAGACAAGAUCUGUGCUGUGAAUAUAUUACCGGUAGUACAUUUUGCAAAUCAUAAACACAUUUCCAUAGCAAGUGUAGUACAUUGUACACUGUGUUUUUCUAGCAUAUGACGAAUUUGAAAAGCAUGAAACUGUGUCCAUGCUUGAUGUAACUUCUUUCAUUACUAUCAAAACUACAUAUUUCUACCAGAAGUGCAAUUCAAAAAGUGUUUAUUUCUGUGUAUUUACGCAAUGUCCUUGCCGUUCAUUGAUAGUUGGCAUUGGAUUAUGUGCACCAUUUCGAAUUGUCACAGCAUGUAUAACUAACUAGUUUGCAAUGUUCUCUUAAUAAUAUAUGUAUCCCAUGUUCUCUCUAAUUGCUAUUCUUCAUUAUUUUAUCUGUUUUCGAUUCUAAGUCGUAAAAUCUGUUGUUUGCAAAUGAUUUGAGUUAGUUUGUAUCAUAAUGUUGACAACCAUUAGGUUAUAGGUGUAAUACAUACAUGGUAUAUGGAUAUGGAGACUCCAUAUCGUUCAUAUAUUGUUGAGAAACCAUAAUACAGAGAGAGACACACAAUUUAAUAUCUUAUUCGUGUCACGGCUGUUUACAUUAAUUUGUUAAGGCAUUUAAUCCUAUUGGAAAAGUGCAGAUUACAAUUAUAACAUACCCAAAAGUUGCAUGGACUAACUUUAUUGAAGAUAAUAAUCGUUGUUAUAGCUGGCUAAAUGAGGUGCAUUUUGCAUUGCAAACUUGUUUCUCAUCUUAAAUUUCAAAUAUAACCUCACAGCUAAGCCAAAAAAAAAAAUGUUGGAAAAAAUGGUUUAUGAUAUAUUUUAAAAAUCGUUUUCACAACUGUUGAAACGAACUAAUUUACUAUAUAAUGUAUUAUAUUAGAUACGACUUAGGUGUUUCUUAAUGUUGUAUUCUGUCUGUUCUGCAUGAAUUCACUUCAUUCCUAAACAAGGCUUAGAGCUCAUUUCUGGAUAUAGUGUACUAGUUAUCAAAGUGAAUAAAACUUUUUUCAUAAACAAUAUUUAUGACA
This is a messenger RNA of Saccoglossus kowalevskii, 3253 nucleotides long. RefSeq names its product tumor protein D54-like. Lineage: Eukaryota; Metazoa; Hemichordata; Enteropneusta; Harrimaniidae. The record is from RefSeq and is a predicted model, not a curated record. Gene Ontology annotation, cellular component: cytoplasm.